AUGCAAACGUCCCAACCAGCGAUACCCAGCCUACAAAUACAAACAUCCACAACCAGCAGUACCCAGCCUCCAAAUACAAACAUACAUAACCAGCGGCACCCAGCCUCCAAAUACAAACAUCCACAACCAGCGGCACCCAGCCUCCAAAUACAAACAUCCACAACCAGCGGUACCCAGCCUCCAAAUACAAACAUACAUAACCAGCAGCACCCAGCCUCCAAAUACAAACAUCCACAACCAGCGGCACCCAGCCUCCAAAUACAAGCAUUGAUAACAAGCAAUACCCAGCCUCCAAAUACAAACAUUUACAAACAGCGGCACCCGGCUUACAAAUACAAACAUCCACAACCAGCGGCACCCAGCUUCCAAAUACAAACAUCCACAACCAGCAGCACCCUGAGCCUCCAAAUACAAACAUUCACAACCAGCACGAUACCCAGCCUACAAAUACAAACAUCCAUCACCAGCGGAACCCAGCCUCCAGAUACAAACAUCCAUCACCAGCGGUACCCAUCCUACAAAUACAAACAUCCACAACCAGCAAUACCCAGCCUCCAAAUACAAACAUCCACAACCAGCGGAACCCAGCCUACAAAUACAAACAUCCACAACCAGCGGUUCCCAGCCUUCAAAUACAAACAUCCACAACCAGCGAUACCCAGCCUACAAAUACAAACAUCCACAACCAGCGGUUCCCAGCCUACAAAUACAAACAUUCAUAACCAGUGGCACCUAGCCUCCAAAUACAAACAUCCACAACCAGCGGAACUCAGCCUCCAAAUACAAACAUCCAUCACCAGCGGAACCCAGCCUCCAGAUACAAACAUCCAUCACCAGCGGUACCCAUCCUACAAAUACAAACAUCCACUACCAGCAAUACCCAGCCUCCAAAUACAAACAUCCACAACCAGCGGUUCCCAGCCUACAGCUACAAACAUCCACAACAAGCAAUACCCAGCCUCCAAAUACAAACAUCCACAACCAGCGAUACCCAGCCUCCAAAUACAAACAUCCACAACAAGCGAUACCCAGCCUCCAAAUACAAACAUCCACAACCAGCGCAACACCCAGCCUCCAAAUACAAACAUCCACAACCAGCGAUACCCAGCCUCCAAAUACAAACAUCCACAACAAGCGAUACCCAGCCUCCAAAUACAAACAUCCACAACAAGCGAUACCCAGCCUCUAAAUACAAACAUCCACAACAAGCGAUACCCAGCCUCCAAAUACAAACAUCCACAACAAGCGAUACCCAGCCUCCAAAUACAAACAUCCACAACAAGCGAUACCCAGCCUCCAAAUACAAACAUCCACAACCAGCGAUACCCAGCGUCCAAAUACAAACAUCCACAACCAGCGAUUCCCAGCCUACAAAUACAAACAUUCAUAACCAGUGGCACCCAGCCUCCAAAUACAAGCAUCUACAGCCAGCGCCUCCAAAUACAAACAUCCAAAGCCAGCGGCACCCAGCCUCCAAAUACAAACAUCCACAACCAGCGGCACACAGCCUCCAAAUACAAACAUUCACAACCAGUAGAACCAAGCCUCAAAAUACAAACAUCCACAACCAGCGAUACCCAGCCUACAAAUACAAACAUCCACAACCAGCGAUACCCAGCCUCCAAAUACAAACAUCCACAACCAGCGAUACCCAGCCUACAAAUACAAACAUCCACAAGCAGCGAUACCCAGCCUACAAAUACAAACAUCCACAACCAACGAUACCCAACCUACAAAUACAAACAUCCACAACCAGCGAUACCCAGCCUACAAAUACAAACAUCUACAACCAGCGAUACCCAGCCUCCAAAUACAAACAUCCACAACCAGCGGUUCCCAGCCUACAAAUACAAACAUCCAAAACCAGCGAUACCCAGCCUCCAAAUACAAACAUCCACAACCAGCGGUUUCCAGUCUACAAAUACAAACAUUCAUAACCAGUGGCAUCCAGCCUCCAAAUACAAACAUCCACAACCAGCGGAACUCCAACUCUGA
This is a messenger RNA of Mya arenaria, 1995 nucleotides long. RefSeq lists its product as uncharacterized. The record is from RefSeq and is a predicted model, not a curated record. Lineage: Eukaryota; Metazoa; Mollusca; Bivalvia; Myida; Myidae. The transcript is spliced from 4 exons. Bases 1 to 1995 code for a protein of 664 amino acids.